UUUUUUUUUUUAAAAAAAAAAAAAGUCACCCCCUUUUUGUCGAUUUACACUAGACCCGCUUUUACCCGCCAUCACAUCUGUAGCAAGAAGAUGCUAUGAGUAGUAGAUUGAUGUUGCAUUCUUCUAAGUUCUAAGAUAACUUAACGUUCAACAAAGUGUUAUCUAAUACUAAGGAUGUCACAUGAUAACAUCCCUAAAGCGAAUCAUCUUGAGUUCCCAAAUUUGAUACCAACAACUCAAGUCCCCGCCCAAACGGACCGCUACUUUUGAAACAAGCCAUGCUUAUGAUUUGGGGAUUUGAGGCUAAAGUUAAAUAUUACUCGGAGCGCCUCGGAGAGACUAAAUCAUUACUUACCUAUGUUGGUAACAAUCGCUCACGGAGAUUGGAAGGUAGCCGAAGGUAUGAUUCAUUAUGACCUUAAUAUGUAAAAACUACUUUAUCAUUCAAUGAUAGAGAGCCUGUCAACAACCCAAGCAAACAUACGACUUGAACUCCAGGACCUUUUGCGACCUUGCGACUAUAACUUCAUACCCCCAAACCUGAGCGACACCUGCGAAUGGAUAUGGUCUCAUCCGGUAUUCUCUCAGUGGCUUCCAACUAUCGGAAUUGCCGGUCAUGGGAAUUUUGCACCCCGGAUGAUGUGCAUAUAUGGCACUAAGGGGUGCGGGAAAUCUGUUCUGGCUGCAUCAAUAGUUGAGCGCUUGAAGAUACCAGACAAAGUCGCCGCGCUAUUCUCAUUCUGGGCCAGCAGAGAGAGCCAGCGCAAACUUACAGAUUUCCUACCCACACUCUUAUGGCAUCUUCUGCAGUACAUUUCUGACGAGGAUAUCCAGACAAUCUAUACCCCAUUAGUUAGGAGCUUGCCCUUCAACCAACAUAGCAUCGGAGAUGCUAUCAAGAAGACCGGUAUUCUAAUUGAAUUAACCAUUUCUUGCGUUUUGGAUGCCAUUGACGAGUCCGCCGAUGACUGGUCUCGAUGCCAGGGUGGGAGUUUGGAAUACGUCCUUGAACUUCUCCAGGCGGUGCCGGACCUUCACCCCGUCCUUCUUGGCCGAGAGCCAGCAAUGCAGGAUGCUAAGACAUCCACAUUUUGAUCGUGGAGGUCACAGAAGAUACGGUCAGACACGAUAUUCAUAAAUUCAUCGAUGCGGAAUUAGACCGGUCGCCAAAGGUACAAAUACUUGCCAUCAGGCAAGUUGUUCGGCAAUCUUUCCAGGAAAGGUCCAAGAUAAUGUUCCUGUAGGUCUCACUUGUCUUUACACAGUUGAACCGUUGCUACCUUGCCAGUGAAAUCAAGGUAACUUUGGAAUAUAUGCCACACGACUUAGAUCGAGAGUAUCAUCGGCUAUUUUCCCAGCUUAUUCAAAGAUUCGGAGGGAACCCAGCACGCCCGUCCAUGUUCCUGCAACGCACAAAGUGUCUACUGUCCCUAAUUACAGGGCAUUGCACAGACAAAACAAACAAAACAAUUGCAAUUUAUUUGACUGCCUCAAACAAACAUAAAUAAUUCGAGAGUCCUGUUUGUUCGCCAAAAUCUAUUGUUUUAGUUGCUUAAUAACCAGGAAAAGUGGGUCAAAAUAUACCCUUGCUCACGCCUCUAUCGCCAACCUUACCGUCGCCCCCCGAACUUAUUGCCUUGAGAGAAUUAAUCUUUAGGGACUACUUUUAAGAUAACUUAGUUAAAUACUUUAAUUUAGCUAAAAACUCGUUCGUAUUCGGCUGAUAUAGCAGGCAACGGCGAGGGCGGUAAUAAAAAUCCAAUGGCAAGAAUAAGGAUUAGGAGAGUAAGAGAUUAAAG
This is a messenger RNA of Annulohypoxylon truncatum, 1799 nucleotides long. RefSeq lists its product as uncharacterized. Bases 448 to 1095 code for a protein of 215 amino acids. The transcript has a single exon. The record is from RefSeq and is a predicted model, not a curated record. NCBI's taxonomy places the organism in Eukaryota, Fungi, Ascomycota, Sordariomycetes, Xylariales, Hypoxylaceae.